UCCAUGGUUAAAGUACCCUUAAUAUAAAUUAAUCGACUUUCACGAGUGACACGAAUCACCCUGUUUGAAAUAUAAUGUUUUCUUCUUAAAUUAUAAAAUCAGCACAUAUAUUGCGAAAUGUCACGAUUUCUGCUAUCCUCUCGGAGAUUGAUUCCGCAGAUUCAGCAAGAUUUCUUGCUCGCCGGCUCAUGGAUUUCGACCCUGCAGCCGCACAGGGGAAAAGCCUCGACACCGAUAAACAUGUGUGUUAUGUUUGUGCCCCAGCAAGAGGCCUGGGUGGUGGAGCGGAUGGGCCGCUUUCAUAGGAUUCUGGAGCCCGGCCUGAACGUCUUGGUUCCCGUGGCAGACAAAAUCAAGUACGUGCAAAGUCUGAAGGAGAUUGCCAUAGAUGUGCCCAAGCAAAGUGCUAUUACCUCCGACAACGUGACGCUUAGCAUCGACGGAGUGCUCUACUUGCGCAUCAUCGAUCCCUAUAGAGCUUCCUACGGCGUGGAGGAUCCGGAGUUCGCCAUAACGCAGCUGGCCCAAACGACAAUGCGAUCGGAGCUGGGCAAGAUGUCGCUGGACAAGGUGUUUCGCGAGCGAGAGUCGCUUAACGUCAGCAUCGUCGACUCCAUCAACAAGGCCAGCGAGGCGUGGGGCAUCGCCUGCCUGCGCUACGAAAUCCGUGACAUUCGACUGCCCACGAGGGUCCACGAGGCGAUGCAAAUGCAGGUGGAGGCGGAGAGAAGAAAAAGAGCGGCGAUUUUGGAGUCCGAAGGUGUUCGCGAGGCGGAAAUUAACAUUGCCGAGGGCAAGCGGAAGUCCAGGAUCCUAGCAUCGGAGGCCGAGCGGCAGGAGCACAUUAACAAGGCCAGCGGAGAGGCGGCUGCCAUUAUUGCCGUGGCGGAUGCCCGGGCCCGCAGCCUGCUGGCCAUAGCCAAGUCCCUGUCUAACCUGGACGGGAAAAAUGCAGCCUCGCUCACACUGGCCGAACAGUACAUUGCAGCGUUCAAGAAGCUGGCCAAGACGAACAACACCAUGAUCUUGCCCUCCAAUCCCGGCGAUGUCAACAGUUUCGUGGCUCAGGCCCUGGCGGUUUACAAUCACGUCUCCACCUCCAGCCAGGCCAGCAUCAACGCUCCGGAGAACGUCAAGAGCAUGAACGCCUGCCUCAACGCGAGCAAUGCGACCGAGUACAACCAGUUGAACGAGGAGAAGAGCAGUGUGAAAAUGAAUAUUGAAUAAGGUUAAAUAAAAGAUUGUUGCUAUUA
This is a messenger RNA of Drosophila kikkawai, 1253 nucleotides long. RefSeq names its product stomatin like 2 (gene Stoml2). Gene Ontology annotation, biological process: mitochondrion organization. Lineage: Eukaryota; Metazoa; Arthropoda; Insecta; Diptera; Drosophilidae. The record is from RefSeq and is a predicted model, not a curated record. Gene Ontology annotation, cellular component: membrane; mitochondrion.